Messenger RNA from Plutella xylostella (diamondback moth), 2262 nucleotides. RefSeq lists its product as uncharacterized. Gene Ontology annotation, biological process: protein polyubiquitination; proteasome-mediated ubiquitin-dependent protein catabolic process. Gene Ontology annotation, molecular function: ubiquitin protein ligase activity; protein binding; metal ion binding. The record is from RefSeq and is a predicted model, not a curated record. NCBI's taxonomy places the organism in Eukaryota, Metazoa, Arthropoda, Insecta, Lepidoptera, Plutellidae.
ACAAAUUAGCAAUAAUUUCCAGUCACCUAGUGUUUGUUCAGUAAAAUGGCUGAAAAGGCCUCUAAGAAUAGGGGUUUGUUCAUUUCUCUGAAGAGAUGGGGUAGCCAGAGUAAAGUUGGGCCAGCCAGCCCUGGGCCAGCCAGCCCUGGGCCGGCCAGCCUUGGGCCAGCCAGCCUUGGGCCAGCCUCGCCCAGCCCCGGAGUUGUGAACAGAACCAUGAUCACAGUGACGCGGCCUAGUCAGUCCGGACCUCCAUCGCCCAAAGAGUUUUCCGCGACUGGUAUUGAGGAGCUGAUACAAUGCUCACUGUGUCUGGAGGACCUCCACAACCCCAAGAUGUUGCCGUGUCAACACACCUUCUGUUUUGCAUGUCUCACCGUUUACAGCUCGGAUCUUCACGUAUUUGACUGCCCAACCUGCCGUACCAGGAUACAGGUCACCUCGCCGUCGUUCAUCGACAGCUUGCCCUCAAACCUGUACAUCGACUCUUUGCUUAACCUCGUGAAGAACCGAGGCUCAGACAGCCAGCAAGGGAAGAGGAACAUUGCGAAGACCGAGCCUACCUUGCCGGGUCACGGGGUGCAGAGCGUGCAGUUGUUCGCUGGCGGAGUCCCGUGCUCGCAGUGUAAGACUGUCUGCGAUAGUCCUGAUGUUACCAGCUGUCAGCAUUGUAAACAGAAAUUCUGCCGUUUAUGCUGGGGCCAGCACAUGGAAGACAUCCAGACGCAAGUGGCGUCCAUAUUGAAGCAACUAGACACCGCCGCUGGCCGCAUCGACCACAAGAUUGAAGAUUACAAGGACCGCUGCGAGCAUCUAACAGAGCAAAUAAACUUGGCUGCCGACGAGAAAAUCAACGAGAUACUCGAGUCCAAAGACAAACUGCUAAAAGAGGCGGCAACCCUGACCAAGACUGGGGACAUCAACGCACUAGCUCUGAAGAUCUCGCUGAAUGAAGCUAGGGUUGUCGCUAAGAAGGCUAUGAACAGUGAUGUCGGUGUCAAGGAUGCUGAUAAAGUAUUCACGUUUAUUAAUCUUCAUCAAAAUACUUUACAACUUCUUUCGGACAUUUCAAAAUGGGACUCAGAGCGAUUUAUUAUCUUCAAUAAGGAGAAUUUUAGUAUCGAAGUAGACGCAGCUACACCUUUGUAUGCCGAGUCGGAUGAACCUUUACCUGCUGACAAUAAGACCAAAAAUCCUUUGGAGAAUGAAAACAGUUUGAUGGUGCAUUAUAGAUCACGAAACUUCAUUCCCCACUUCACGUGGCGCAAGACCUCCCGUCCUGGCGGCGUCGGGGUGGACCCUUGGAACAACUACCUCUACAUCUGUGGCAUGGACACCCACAGUGUACUGGUGAUAGAAUGCUCUCACGCUAAGAUUGUGGCCAGGCUGAGUAGUGAGGAGAUGCUGUGUCCCGUGCAUGUCGCGUUUAUGAAGAGCUUGGGAGAGGUUUAUGUAACUGACAAAUGGAAGCACUGCAUCCACGUGUUCUCCAAGGAAGGGUCGUACAUACGCACAGUGGGGUCGAAGGGCAGUCGCGCCGGCAUGUUCCGCUCUCCGGAGGGCAUCGCCACUGAUGAGCGCAGCGGAUUACUCUAUGUAUCAACCACUGGGAAUGAUAGGGUGCAGGUAAUGCAGCCAGACGGCAAAGUGGUGGACCUUUUGGGUGUAGUCACCAAGAACCAAGUGACGACCUCAUAUAGGCUGGCUGGCUGGCAAGCGAAGGAGGUCACCUGCACGGAACUAAACGCCCCGACCGACGUGGCCCUCACUCACGACCGAGUCAUCAUCCUCGACAGCGGCAACCGAAGAGUCAAAGUCUACAAUAAGAAAGACAAACAGAAGAUUCUAGAAUUCGGCUCCUUAGGCCAGCGGAAAGGGCAGUUUAGACAACCGGAGGUUUUAACUGUCGAUGCUCUCGGUUUCAUAUUUGUUGGGGAUUCAGGGAAUAGCAGGGUCCAGGUUUUUAAACCUAACGGACAGUUGGUGAGAGUGUUCGGUGGGUAUGGCGCAGAGCCGGGCAAGUUCGGGUGGAUAUCCGGGAUACACGUCACACCACAGUUGGACGUCAUUAUUAGUGAUACCAAGAACCAUAGUGUUAAUUUCAUAUAGCAUUAAGUUGAGUUUUACUUCUUGUAAAGGUGUUCUAAUGUUCAUUGUUAAUGCUGCGAGUGAUAAUGUCACAGAAAAGCUUUUGAUAUGUGUAUAACAAUUAUUUAUUUCUAUGAUAUUAGAACAUUUUAAAAAUAAAUUAUUCCAACUUAA